GUGCGCUGUGCGCUCGUCCAGCGCCGCUGCUGCAGCACAGUGGCACGGCUGGAAGCUGAGCUGCGUGAGGUCCGUGCGCAGUCGGUGAGUACGCCUUGCCGCAAGAGUGAGAGCGGCUCCUUGCGCGAUGGCUUGGAGUCCGUUGGGCACACGCCGCUGAGGGAAGAGGUCCAGGCUCUUACCGAUCAGAUGGAUUUUGAGCGAGACCUCCACGACCGCCGGCGCGCCCUGUUGGAGCGUUACAGCUCCCCAGAGAAGGCAGCCGCCACGGCUGUCACGGAGGAUGGACGUGCGAUCAUCGUGGAGAUGGCUGCGAGGGCUGAAGGCCCGGCGCAGUCUCCUCGAAGUGUUGCGUCCGAAGAUGAGGACUACAACUGGGAAGGUUACUUGGAGCGUCCGACCGACGGCGGCGACUUCGAAAAGGUCUUCGUCGAGAUUCGUUCAGGGAAGCUACGCGUCCUUCGCAGCCGAACCUCGCAGAGCUUGCUGAAUGAGUAUUCGCUCAGCGCCCUUGCUGAGCCGGCCACCCUGCUCAAAAGCUGCCCGAGAUCCUUCCAGGUCAGGCUGCCAGAGGCCGCACGUUUCCGCUGCGUCUCGGAGCGUCGGGCUUCGCAGUGGGUGGAGGUGCUGCGGAUCUACGAUGUUUGCAGAGGGUGUGGCUGUGUGAAUUUUUCCCGGCCUAGGAGCCAAGUGGCGGCAAAGAGCCAGCGACGGACGGUUCCCUGUGCGACAGCCAGCUCCAUGUGUGCUUCCAUCGCAUCGCUGGCAUCGAAAAAUCCGGGGCUCUGGAAGUCCAGCCGGACGCUGGCCAGAUGUGGUGGUGAAGACUUCGUGGCAGCCCUCAUUUUCACUGCAGCGGGGCUGCCGACCUGGAGCCGCGAUCCCAAGCGCACGUUGCUCGCUGCUUUGUGUGGCAAUGUGGCCCAUGAGGCCGCCAAAGCGCUGCAGAGCUUCUGGCGCCAAAGCCGCCGCACCGUUUCUGUCUACCAGCCUCGACCCCCCAAAGAGCCGGCAAACGGCUACAGCCCCUACCGCGUGGACAAGGCCUCCACGCACCAUGGGAGCUUCCCCACUCCCAAGGCCUCGCCGAAGGUUUAUUUCCAGGAGGGCGAGGCGCGCCGCGGAUGGGGGCAACAAAGCGUUGGCAGUGAGAAGAACGGCACUGCUCCGGCACCGGGGCCGACGAAGAAGUCGAACCCGAGGCCGGUGCAGAGCCGUGCAGUUCCGGUGAACCCUCUGCAAGCCAUGAAGAACCGCCUUGCGCAGCAACAGCAGGACGCCGAAGACCGGCGCUUGCAUGGGCUGCAGCAAGCGGAAGAUGCGCGCUUGGCGCGUGUCGGCGUGCCGGAAACAGGCUUGCGGGCGCCGCAAGGCACAGGGCCUGGCAGCUGGUCUUCACAUCACUCAGAGAAAUCUGAGGAGGCGUGGGACGAAGUCGGCGAGAGAACUCCAGCUCCUCCGGCACCGCCGCCUGCACCCAAGGCGUCGGAAGAGGAGCCCCCCAGACCGAUCGUCGCAUCGGGGCAGUACGAGCCAGGCCAUUCCGUUCCGGUUGCAAGGGACGUUGCGCCUGCAGCUGUGGAGCCUUCAGCGGCUUCUCCUCCUCCGGCACCUUCAGCCUUAGGUGACAGCAUGCCGACACCGCUGGAGCGACGGCAGAUGCGGCAGUUGGCCGCCAAUUCAUCAUCGCCCUCGCCGCGAGAAGCUGUGUCGGAGGGCGCGACACCAGCAGGCAGCGCACCCGCGACGUGCUUGGCUGCAACAGAGCGGCUUCGGGACCGAUUGAAGAAGCGCGAGGGAUCAGGAAGGACUGGCGAAAGGACUCGUUCAGUACCCGACGCUUCGUCGAUGGUAAACUGGCAGGAGCGUAUCGAGCUCCGGCACAAGGAGGCUGAGGAGCAGCAGGUCCACGAAAGAGAGGAGAAGCAGCGGACUGCAGAGAGGAGCACCAAGCGCAACGAUGCCCUCAAACGUGUCAUGGAGCGCCGCGAACAGCGCCAAGCAGAUGCCGUGACACUGGGCUCCGAGGAGUAG
Molecule: messenger RNA, 2034 nt
Organism: Symbiodinium sp. CCMP2456
Lineage: Eukaryota; Dinophyceae; Suessiales; Symbiodiniaceae
Source: the annotation of a GenBank genome assembly